This is a messenger RNA of Phlebotomus papatasi, 2382 nucleotides long. Its product is annotated as cytochrome P450 6a9-like. The transcript is spliced from 2 exons. Gene Ontology annotation, molecular function: oxidoreductase activity, acting on paired donors, with incorporation or reduction of molecular oxygen; monooxygenase activity; heme binding. NCBI's taxonomy places the organism in Eukaryota, Metazoa, Arthropoda, Insecta, Diptera, Psychodidae. The record is from RefSeq and is a predicted model, not a curated record. The coding region runs from base 164 to 1675 and encodes 503 amino acids.
GUACGAUGUCUUUGUAAAAAAUACUAUCACGACUUCACCAAUACUUUUUUGAUAUACAAGUUUGUAUAAAAUGGUCAAACUUGCUCAACUUGUGUAAUAGUGUCUGAGUGAUCGUGAACUGGAAGGCAUCGAAAGUUGGUUUAAUUUUCAUUUUCCGGAAAAAAUGGAUUGGUAUCUAGUUUUGAUAUCCUUUGUUACACUCCUAGUAGCAGGAUAUUUGUACGUGAAGAAGAAGUUCCAGUACUGGGAGGAAAAGGGAGUGCCUUACGUGAAACCGCAAUUUCCAUUCGGCAUUCUGAAGGGCAUGGGCAGUACUAAACACUCAAGCCAGAUUUUCUCUGAAGCAUACAAAGAACUCAAGGGCAGAAAUACCUUUGGAGGUGUUUAUUUUUUCACACAGCCCGUUGUUAUUCCAACAGAUUUGGAACUUUUGAAAAAUAUUUUCGUGAAGGAUUUCCAGUAUUUCACUGACAGGGGAUUCUAUGUCAAUGAAAAAGAUGAUCCUCUAUCUGGUAACUUAUUUGCCCUAUCUGGACAACGUUGGAGGAAUUUAAGGAACAAACUAAGUCCUACUUUCACUUCUGGAAAAAUGAAGAUGAUGCACAGCACAAUUAUUGCAGUUGCCAAAGAAUUCCAGAACUAUUUAGAACCAUUUGCCGAAAAGAAGGAAACGAUCGAAAUGAAGGAUGUUUUUGCACGAUUUACAACUGAUAUCAUUGGAACUUGUGCCUUUGGAGUAGAAUGCAAUAGUCUCAAAGAACCAGACACAGAGUUUCGCAGAAUUGGAAAGAGAAUUUUUGAGGUUACACCCUUUGAGAUGAUCCGUCUUUUAUUUCUAUUGAAUUUUCAAGAUUUUGGUCGUAUGAUGAGAAUGAAAUUUAACAAACCCGAUGUGUCUGAGUUUUUCAUGCGACUCCUCAAAGAAACCACUGAAUAUCGUGAAAAGAACAAUGUGAAGAGGAAUGAUUUCCUCUCACUUUUACUACAGAUAAAGAACACGGGAAAACUUGAAGGUGAUGAUACGGAUUUGGGGAAAAUGACCUUUGAAGAAUUGGCCGCACAAACGUUCCUGUUUUUCGCUGCGGGAUAUGAAACCUCUUCAUCGACUAUGACAUUUGCUCUCUAUGAACUAGCUCAACAUCAGGAUAUUCAGAACAGGGCCAGAGAGGAAGUCAUUAGUAUUUUGAAGAAAUACAACGGUGAAUACACUUACGAAGCUUGCAUGGAAAUGAAAUAUCUUGAUCGAAUCAUUAAUGAAACCCUUAGGAAGUAUCCUGUUAUACCCAACUUAAUUAGAGUUUGCCAUAAGGAUUAUCAAGUUCCGGAUACCAAACAUAUUAUUGAAAAAGGAACAUCGGUGCAAAUUCCGAUUUAUGCAAUUCAUCAUGAUCCCGAAUUCUAUCCGGAUCCUGACAAAUUUGAUCCCGAAAGAUUCACUGAAGAAAAUAUGAAAAACCGGAAUUCUUGUGCUUGGAUCCCUUUCGGAGAUGGACCUAGGAAUUGCGUUGGAAUGCGGUUCGGCAUGAUGCAAACAAGGGUUGGAUUGGCGAAUCUGCUUUCUAAAUACCGAGUAAAGACCUCACCUAAGACACCAAUUCCAAUGGUAAUGGAUCCUCAGACUGUUGUGCUUAGCCCUAAGGGCGGAAUGUGGUUACAUGUGGAGAAAGUUAAUUAAGUGGAUGACCGUUAGAAAUUCUGUAGUUCGGAAUCAAAUAGCAUACCCCAGUGAGCACAGUUAGCUGAAAAAAGCAGCAUCUUCAAUAUAUUUUUGCUGAGUUGAUCAACAAAAAUAUACUAACCGGUCAGCAAUUAUCUAAAAAAAAGUUCUAACCAAAUAUAUGGUAAUGGCACCGCCUCGCGAGUGUCGUUUUAUGGUUAGCAGAAUUCAACUGAAAAUAGGGGGAAGUGGGGACCUUUGAAUUGGGGCAGCUUUGAAAUUGAGCUUUUUUCUCCUAUUUUUAAAUAAAACUGGACCUUAUUAUGACAUAAUUUAGGUCAACAAACCAAUUGCGAUGCUAAAUUACAUCAUGAUAAGCCUCAAUUCCAUUUGAAAAUAGGAGAAAAAGCCCAAUUUCAAAGCUGCCCCAAUUCAAAGGUGCCCCACUUCCCCCCUACUAAUAAAUAAUUUCAGUCUAAUUGAAAUCAGUUAGCAUUUGGCGCUCGAUGGGAAUUUAGAAAAAAACUCAAUGCGGCUUUUUAAAAUCAAUGCUGUGUCACUGUUAAUAAUACAAAAAAAAUUGCUUUGUUAUGUUUAUCAGUAGACAAAUAAAGACUUCAAGAUUAAUGUAUCUAAUCUUUCUAAUCUAAAAUUUAUCGCAACAUUUAAAUAAAUUCAACAUCACUGUGUAUGAUAUUUCGCAAAUAAAUCCUAAAAAUUUGGAA